Biomphalaria glabrata is the source of this 1902-nucleotide messenger RNA. RefSeq lists its product as uncharacterized. Gene Ontology annotation, molecular function: transmembrane transporter activity. Gene Ontology annotation, biological process: transmembrane transport. The record is from RefSeq and is a predicted model, not a curated record. The coding region runs from base 198 to 1820 and encodes 540 amino acids. The transcript has 2 exons. NCBI's taxonomy places the organism in Eukaryota, Metazoa, Mollusca, Gastropoda, Planorbidae.
UGUGUCGGCCAGCGAAGCUUAAGUGGACUUGUUUAUUUCGAAAUAAUUUCCUUUUGAAAAAGUCAAAAUUAUUAGUGAAAAAAAGUUUGAAUUGUAUUUCUGCACAUCUAAGUACACUCUAUUGGAUUCUAGGAUGUGGUUUUGAAGCAAACUUGCCGAUAUUAUACACAGUGAAAUUCCCAGAUAUCACAGCUGCAAUGGCGAGUCGCAAGUACCUAGUGAUGAAGAUCGCAACGCUCAUUGGCCUCUUUUUAAAGACGCUAACCACCGGUGUAUCUUGGUACUGGGGCAACAUUUCGGUAUACACCGACUCUUACUACAGGGCGACGUUCGGCCCGGACUCUGGGUUCGGAACACCCUGGGUCAUGUCCACCUUUAUGAUAGGCUUCGCCGUGGGUCUGCUCAUCACGCAAAAGGUGGCCACGAGGAUUGGACGGACGUGGACUAACAUCGUUAGUUUAAUUCUAUUCGAAAUCGGGAUCUUUGCAAGCUAUUUUGCUAUUAAUACUUCAGUGACAGCCAUUGCGGCAACUAUCGGAGCGGUGGCCGGUGUCGGAUCAGGGAUCACAGAAGGACAACUCUUGUACUAUGUUCUGGCUUGGAGCGACAAACACGUAGGCCUCAUCUCUGCCCUGGUCUCUUCAAGCUACAGCGGCGGAUCAGUCUUAAUAAACCAGUUGGUAACCUUGUAUGUCAACCCCCAGAACGAGACACCCGAUCUGGUCGAUGGGAACAAAGUCUAUUUCAUUCAGCCGGCCAUCUUGAACAGGGUGCCUAGUCUUUUCCUGUUACUCGGAGCUGUCUCUUUUGGCGCCCAGUUCGUAGGAGUGUUGUUAAUAAGAGAUAACCCCUUCAAGGACAAAACCAAAGAAUUGAGGCAAAAUAAAGACAGCGGCUCUAACACCCCAACUGAUAGUUCAUUCACAGACGAGACUAAACCCAUUAUCGCUGCUACCACCAAAGAAAAUGGGCAUUUGACGCAUCCGCAAAGCUACACUGAUAACUCCACAACCACAAUGCGACGACUAGUCAGCUCUGCUACAAGUGAGCCCUUGAACUCUGAGCUACCAGGGGAGCGCCAAACAUCCAAUGGGUUUAACAGUCUAGCAGUUGACCAAUGUGUGGGCGCAAGUGCAAUCGUAGCAAAAGAUGAUUCAUGUUGUGGGGACUCGCAAAGUUCCACACAGAGCGUCAGUGUUGAUUUGACAAAUCCGUCCAAAUGUUUGCCUGAAAACGAUAAUAAAGAUUUAUCCCCACUACAGCUGCUUAAAGUGCCAUCUUUCUACGCCAUGUGGCUCUCCACAGUAGCCACAGAUUACAGCUAUAUCAUUAUAACCAAUUUUUACAAAACUUUCGGACAGACAAUGAUCAAAGACGACCAUUUCUUGACCAGCGUCGCCAUGGUGACUUCCGUCGUCUCGACCUUUAGUGAGAUUUUCUGGGGAGCCAGUCUAGACCGAUUUAAACUGAAGUAUUGCCUCAUUCUCUACCUUGCAUCACAGGCAGUGGUUGGCUCUUUCUGGUACUUCACCGCCAUAGCUGGCAAGUACGUCUACAUGCUCAGUACUUUAAUCCUUGGUUGCAUGAAUGCCGGCAUGUACGAGGUAUUUUUUGUCGGCACGCUGAAACUCUUCGGAGAAACUCACUUCUCCUUGAAUUAUGGCGUUGUUUACUCCGGAAGUGUACUUGUUAAUAUGGCUGCGCCUCCAAUCAUUGACUUUAUAGUACAAAGUUUUGAUUGGUUUUAUCUGUUUUUCAGUUUCAGCAUUUUUAACACGCUGGCUCUGGUGGUCGUUGUUAUCACGUUGCCGUAUAAAUAGACAUGGACACACCGACUACAGUAAAACAAUGUUAGACUUAAAACUUUUUUUCCUGUGGACAUAAAAAACAUUUUGACUUACG